Manduca sexta (tobacco hornworm) is the source of this 2217-nucleotide messenger RNA. RefSeq lists its product as uncharacterized. NCBI's taxonomy places the organism in Eukaryota, Metazoa, Arthropoda, Insecta, Lepidoptera, Sphingidae. The transcript has 3 exons. Bases 305 to 625 code for a protein of 106 amino acids. The record is from RefSeq and is a predicted model, not a curated record.
GACGUGCACGGCAUCGUUCGUCAGCGCAUGAUCGGCAUCCGACAGCCCGGCAGGCAGUACCUCGGCCGCUUUCAUCGGAGUAAGACGUACCGCCGCUCAUAACACAACCCUUAGGGAGGGCUAAAUAAUGACUGAACUCACCCCUGGGAGCGCGCGAGACAAUCGUAAAAAUAAGUGAACUCGACAAACUAUGGCCGGUUUAGUUACAAACGAAUUAUCAUCCAAGAAAUUAUAGUGCACCUUAAAACGGACAUUUGUAGGACUAAAUAUAUUUGCACCUGGUGAAAAAAAAAAACAACUCAAAAUGAGACAGGACAGCGACGCAUCAGCUCUCGCUGAGAGAGUUGCCGCUUUCAAGAGCGAUCCGGAGAAACUUCGUCAGGCGACAGAAUUUGUUGAUCAACUUAUUCAACAAGCUAAGAAAGAGGCGGAACUUAAACAAAAAGAGAAAGACAGAAGUAAAUUCGAAUUACAAGACCCAGCUGCUGGCAAUUUGAAGCGGCGAUUGGGACGAGCUCGCGGUUUCGUCCUGCGCAUGUUCGACGCGCUUUGCAACUGUACGCAAACGGCCGCAGCCGCCGCCGCUCGCAGCACCGCCCGAAACAACCCUUUCACCAAGCGUUAACCCGAUCACAACUCACUUUCGAGAGCACGUAGUAAUUGAUGUCCUUUGAAAGAGCGUUCAGGUCGUCUUGCGGAGUUCUUUCAUCUUUAUUUUGUUAAAGGAGCUUUGAUGUAAUAUGAAUGUUAUUAAAGAACCUUCUUGACUUCGAAGUAAAUGUUUUCUGUGAGGAUCUUAGACUUUGAUUACUUCUUAUUUAUUUGUAGAUGUAUUCAUUAAUCACAAUAUGACGUAAGGCUGUAUUAUUAAUGUAUAAAACAUAUCUGUGAGCACGUUAUACAGAUUUUCUCAAGACCAAAGAUCUAUGCAAGCUAUAUAAAAUCGAACUUCUUAGUGUACUUCGUUUUUUCGUUAGAAUGUUAGUCUUCCUAAGGGAUUACUUAUCAUUACGUCACAUAUGGAAAGGCAAUUGUUCCAGAGACCGUGACGACGCUGCAAUCAAUAUGAAAUAUCGUGAUGUAGCGUCAUUUGCAAACACAGAAUUGAUAGAAGUGCUUAUAGGAUAACAUCAGUAAGUUGGAAAUUCGAAUUAUACACAUAGUGUGACGUAGUUAUGAAUAAUACCUGAUUAGUGUCCCUAAAACGGUGUAACAUGGUGUUAUGUGAUCGGUGUUGAUGACGCUUAUAGUAAUAAGUGUGUAUUUAAUAAUACAUUUUAGAUUAGAAAAUCUGAAGGUGUACCUCAUCAUUUAUAAAGGUCACCUGGCUGCAUAUUCAAGCUUAUUUUGCAAGUUUCUACCGACGCGACGCAACGGCGGCGUAAGCCGUCAAACAAUUUUUGUUCCAUUUUAAAAUUUAUCAGAUUGUUUCAUUAAAAACAUUUGUAAUAAUUUUUCGUGCCGCCAUUUUAAUAGGCUUAGUCAUAUUUCUUUCGUAGAUUUCCGAAGCUUUAAUCAGUAAUUAAUGCAGUUAAACCACAUAUAUUAAAUAAUAACGAUCUAUGUCCAAUAUAUGGCUGAUUUUAUAAAAAAAUAUUCUCAGACUUUUUGAUGGCAAUUGUAUUACUUUUUUAACUUUUUCUAUAACAAAUAGAAUACGAAUAGAAUUUUAUAAUAAAGGUAAUCUUUAUUUCCAUUAUCUCAAACUACAGCACAAAGAGUAAACAAAAGCUCAAACAUAUUUGUAAUCAGUUGCUUUUUAAUAACUUUUUGUGUCUUUUUUUUACUUUAUAAGUAUUUAUUAUGAUGAGAUAAUUAAAUAUCCCGUAGAAUUUAAAUAAAACAAGGCAUUUAUUCACUUAUUCGAAUAAAUCUUAAUAAUCUAUUAUAUAUUUAACACAGGAAUUGUAAUAACAGUAAGUGAAUAAGUACCUUUGUAAAUCGUAAGUCAUUUGUGUAGGGCUGGAAAAGAUUGAGAGAGAAUUUAUGAAAUAUAUCUUCUAUGAAUUGAUGGAAAAAAUGGUAAAGACGUAGUUUAUGUAUAAAAGAAAAAUAUUUUUAAUUAUGAAUUCUGUAGGUGUUCGAUGGAUAUGGUAUUUAAUAUUAUAAAAUGUUUUAAUAUAAAUGUUCAAUGUGAUAUCCUGCCUGUAACCUUUACUUCCGGUGUGAAUCUACUGAAUACUUCUUCUAAAUAUAAAAAUGGUUUUAUAAACUUUA